Molecule: messenger RNA, 6893 nt
Organism: Pectinophora gossypiella (pink bollworm)
Lineage: Eukaryota; Metazoa; Arthropoda; Insecta; Lepidoptera; Gelechiidae
Exons: 2
Coding region: 1607-5839 (1410 amino acids)
Biological process (GO): DNA integration
Molecular function (GO): nucleic acid binding
Source: RefSeq, a predicted model, not a curated record
ACCACGAACAAAAUAUAAAAAUAUCUAUGGUUUUGUUACUAUUAAAAAGGUAGUGUCAUAGACAAAUAGUUGACUUCCUUCUUAGCAUCAAAAAUGGAUGCAUACAUAUUUCAUAUUUUCUUGUGUUAAAUUAAUUAAUUCAACGAAUAUUAAAAACAUGUUGAUUUAUAAAACAUUAAUAAUAAAAGUGUAAAAUGUGAAUUAGUGAAAAACCAAUAAACUUUAAAAUAUUUCUUUAUGUGGUCGUUUAAUUACCAGCACACCACUCAACCAACACAUCUAGAACGCCACAUAAAAUUGGUCCUUCGAGCGUGAAACAAAAUUGGUCCUUCGAGCGUGAAAUAAAAAUGGUCCUUCGAGUGUAAAAAAAAAAUGGUCCAUCCAGCAUAAAACAUCAAGAUAAAGAAAUAAUAUUAUAGAUCCUUCGGAGUACAAUGUGAUGACUAUCGUUGAGAUCACAUAAAACAAAGCCUGCAUUUCGUCGGGAUGAAGAAAUUAUCUUCACAACCUUUGAGCUAUCUUCAGGGUUGAGUAUUUAUCUGCGUGUUGACUUCGCGUUGAAGUAAUCUUCAGCAAUACCUUCGAGCUAUCUUCAGGGUAUUUUAAACUACGUGUUGUCUCCGCGUUGAAGAAAAUUAUCUUCAAAAAACACCUCUGAUCUAUAUCGAGGUAUUUAUAUUUUAACUACCUAAAUACGUGUUCUACACGUCGAAGAAAAUUAUCUUCAGAAAACCUCUGAUCUAUAUCGAGGCAUUUAUAAUUUAACUACGUGUUCUACGUUUAGAAGACAAAUAGAAAACAGUAACCCGCAAUAUCGUCGGAGUUUACAAAAACCAUCGUGUCAUCGUCGCGGUGAAGACAUUCGUGUAAUUAAAAAACAAGAAGAAAUAAGAAGUUAGUCCCAUUUACAAUUAUUUACAAGCUAUUUACAUAUUUACACCUUUUUAUAUACAUAUAGAAGAAGUGAAGACAUAGAAAAAUAGAAAACGGAUUGGUUUCCUACAAUAAAUAAUUCGUCGUAAGAAAUUGAUAAUAAGAAAAACAAAAUCAUCAUAAGAAGAAAUUCAUCGUUCGUUUCGUCAUAGAAAAUUUACUUCGUGUCGUCAGUGGUUCGUAAUAAUAUUUUAUUCAUCAACAUUUUAUAUCCUCCAUUUUGAAGAUAGAAGAAAGAAGCAAUUUAUUCUCAAGAUAUUUUUUUCCACAUUGCAACAUUAUCGUGUAUCAUUCGACGUCAUCGUCAUCGGUCAAGUUUCUAGGCGGGAAGAGUCCGUCGGGUAUCGUCGGCAAAAGUCGGAGGUGUCCUCGUGCGCAGCUUCGCUGUGAUUGGGCAAGAUUUCUCCUCGACCAAGGACAACUGUCAUUAUUCUACUCGUUCGGAAACACCGAGGGACGCAUGGUAAAAAUAAAUAAUCAAAUUAAUAUCACACAACCACAACUACGUUGACAAUUUGUAAUGUCAUAUUGUAUUUUUUUUUAAUGUCAUGAUACAGAUUUAUUAUUUUAAGAAAAGUUUCAAGUAAUUUUGUACAAGACGCCAUUUUGAACGCCUUCUUUCUUUGCGCUGCAGUGUUUUGUUUUGCGUAUAUAAAGUAAAUUGUUAAUUAAGAUGGAGUUAAAAGAAUACGUUAGUAAUCGAAGUUACAUCAAGGGUAGCAUAACUCGAAUUGAGACUUAUUGCACGGGGGCACAGUUUGAUGCUUCUGCAUGCAACUUGUUGCGCGAAAAGCGGCUUCGCAUUGUUCAACUGUUUAAAGAUUACGAGAAGCUGAACAAGCAAAUCCUAUUGCUUGACCCUGACGACAAGGAGAACUACGACGAAUACGAGAAAAAACGCGCCAUCGCGAUGGAGAAUACUGCAGAGGAGAAGCUGACUGCAGAGAAGCAGCCGCAUAAGCAGCAGCCGAUGAAGUCUGGUAAGGCUAGUUUCGUGGCUUCCGGCGUGGCUUCUAACAUCAAUACAUGUAAGUAUUGUCAGCAACCUCACAGAUUGUUUGAGUGUGUCAAAUUUAAAUUAAUGCCUGAAAAAGAUAGACAUCAUUUUGUAAAAAAUAAUAAUUUAUGUCCAUUAUGCCUGAAUUAUCAUCGAGGCCAAUGUAUGCUGCGUCUCAAGUGUGCCAUUUGUCAACAAAAGCAUAACACCCUAAUCCACAUCCAUACACCAGCUGCUGCUCAUCACAGCGCUUCUAACGAUAACAACAUUGCUGCUGUUUCUAUGUCCGGCACUUCUCGGGCAAAAAAUGUGCUGUUGCCUACUGCAAGGGUACGGCUCAUAAGUAAAAAUGGUACUUUUAUAUAUGCCAGGGCCCUGCUCGAUAGUGGGAGCCAAAUGUCUUUUAUUUCAGAGAAAAUUGCUGAACAAAUUGACUGUGACAUAAGUCACACAAACCAGGUGAUCACAGGAAUCAUUGAGGGCACCAAUAGUGUCACUAAAAAGGCGGAUUUGUCUGUUUACUCGUCUAUAAACGAGUUUAAUAUGCCUGUGUCAUGCUGUGUAGUUAAAAACAUAACGUGCCAAUUGCCACAAGAAACAUUUGAUAUUUCAAAUUUUAAAAUUCCAUCUUAUGUCAAAUUAGCUGACAAAAACUUCAACCAAACGGAUGACGUCUCUUUAUUAUUGGGAUGUGAUAUUUUCUUCCAGGUGCUGCAGCGUGAGUCGUUGCCGUUAUCCCCAUCUGGUCCGUUUUUGGUCAAUACAAGUUUUGGAUAUGUCGUCGCGGGGAAUUUGCCGGUAUCUGCUGGCAAAAUUUCUUCAUGUAAUCUAUGCCUUACAAUUGAAGGUAAAAAUAAUAUAUUUAAAGGUUGCAAUGACAUUGAAGGUAAUAAUUUAUUAAAAACCUGUGAUGAUAUUCCGGACAUAAACUUAAUUCCUGAUUCAAUAAUUGAAGAUAAUUCUUUAGUUAAUAAUUGUAAUUCUAUUCAAGGUCAGGCUUCAACUAAUACUUGCAAUUCACAAAAAACUUCAAUAUGUGAACUUGAUAAUAAUAUCUCCAAAUUUUGGGAGUGUGAGAAGGUCCCUACUGUGUUUAAAGAGGGCACCACUGAACAUGAGUUAGCAGAAAAAUGUUUUCAAAAUUCUGUUAAAUUAAUAAAUAAACGAUUUUCUGUUGCAUUACCACUAAAACUUGAUUUACAAGAUGUGCAAUUAGGUGAAUCAUUUUCAACUGCAUUACAAAGGUUUUAUAACCUAGAAAAACGAUUUUUAAAAGAUGUCAAUUUGCAUCAAAAAUAUAAAAGUUUUAUUCACGAGUACAUUGAGCAGGGACAUGCGUGUUAUUAUGAUAUUUCUAACUAUGACAUGAGUGCAGGUAAUGUUUAUUUUCUUCCACAUCAUCCAGUAAUCAAUCCAAACAGUAAGACAACCCCCGUACGUGCAGUGUUUGAUGCUAGCAUGAAAACAAAAAAUAAUUUGUGUUUAAAUGACAUCAUGUUAAAUGGGCCGGUUGUUCAGAACGACCUUUUUGACAUUCUGAUUCUAUUCAGAACUUAUAAGUUUGUUUUAUUGUGUGACAUUAAAUCAAUGUAUAGAUGCAUUCUAGUUGACAAUAAGUACUGCUGUUUACAAAAUAUAUUGUGGAGAGAUAACAUGCAUGAUCCAGUUCAGUGUCUUCAAUUACAAACCGUUACUUACGGAUUAAAGAGUUCAGCUUAUUUAGCCACUCGGUGCUUAAUAGAGUUGGCUCAGCUGUAUAAGGAAACAUACCCUUUAGCAUCUUUUGUUUUACAAUAUUCCAGUUAUGUUGAUGACAUUCACUGCGGAUCUAAUGAUGUUAGUGAAUUGAAUGAGACCAAAAGGCAACUGAUGGAACUCAUGGAAUUAGCGGGGUUUUCUUUACAUAAGUGGUGUUCAAACCAUAGUGAACUUUUAAAUGACAUUCCUUCUGCUUUGCAUCAAUUGUCAGGCAGUAGAGAUUUUGAUAAAACUAAUAAUUAUAUAAAAACAUUAGGGCUUACCUAUGAUGUAACUUCUGAUGUACUAAAUAUUCAAUGUCCUGAAAAACAAGUCCAAAAUACCUACACUAAAAGAGAAAUGUUAAGUUUCAUUAGUAAGUUUUUCGACCCCUUAGGUUUAGUGGGUCCCAUAUUAGUGCAGGCAAAACAUUUAAUGCAGCAAGUUUGGUUCGAGGAUUUAAAAUGGGAUUCUGUCCUACCACCUCAUUUAAAUAAGCAAUGGGUUGACUUUGCUACUAGUUUAGUACAUAUGUCGUGUAUUUCAAUACCUAGAAAUAUCAACGUACAAAUGUCUAAUAAAAUUGAAUUAAUUGGUUAUUCUGAUGCCUCAAAUAUCGCAUAUGGUUGUUGUUUAUAUUUGAGAAUUAUUGAUAUGGAUAAUAAUGUAAAGGUCAAUCUGUUAUGCUCACGUUCACGAAUUAAUCCUAAAAAUAAAAUCUUAACAAUUCCAAGGCUUGAACUGAAUAGUGCAUUAUUGUUAGCAAUGUUAGCUAAAAAAGUUUAUGAAACUUUGUCCCUUAAAUAUGAUGUGACAACAUUCUUGUAUUCAGAUUCAAAAAUUGUACUUUCAUGGCUUGACAUUGAACCUGUAAAGCUGAGUGUAUAUGUGGCAAACAGAGUUGAUAAAAUUAAAAACUUAACUUCCACUUUUAAGUGGUAUUAUGUAAACACAAGGGAUAACCCAGCUGAUUGCUUGUCUCGAGGCGUGAUACCUCAGGCACUACAAGGAAAUACCUUGUGGUUUCAUGGUCCACAUUAUUUACAAAAUUGUAAUUACGAACAUUGUGAUGCACCAUGUAACAAAUCAUUAAUUGACAUACCUGAAUUGAAAUGUAUAAAACAAGUUUGCAAUACAUGUAACUUUGUAAAUCCAUUGAAUAAUAUAUUAGAAAAAUACUCUAAUGUUGAAAAAAUGACAAGAGUCAUGGCAUAUAUUAAAAGAUUUAUUUAUAAUUGUAAAAAAGAAAAUGUAAACAAAAAACAGGAAAAAUUGUGUCCUGAAGAAUUAAAUUCUGCUCUGCUUUCAUUAAUAAAACUUGAUCAACAUAAAUAUUUUGAAAAUGACAUAAACAAUUUGAAGUCUAAUGUACCAUUGAAGUCUAACUUGAGCAAUUUAAGCCCCUUUUUGGAUUCCCUUGGUUUAUUAAGAGUUGGAGGGCGACUUCAAAAUGCCAAUUUGACCUUCACACAAAAACAUCCCAUUAUUAUGGCAAAAGGUUCUUGUUUAACUAAAUUAAUUAUAACCAGGGAACAUUUAAGACUUCAACAUGCAGGGCCGAAAUUGAUUCUUAGUAGCCUAAAUGAGCAGUAUUGGUUGAUAAACGCUAGUAGAGAAAUUAAAGCUGUUUUGCAUAAAUGUGUAACUUGCUUCAAAUUGAAAGCUAAAAGUUCAUCUCAACUUAUGGGAUCGUUGCCUUUUGAUAGGGUUAAUGCUUCACGACCAUUUCAAAUAGUUGGUACAGAUUAUGCUGGGCCAUUCUAUGUCAAGCAGACUCGUAUACGUAAUCCUGUAAUUACUAAGGCAUAUGUUGUAAUAUUCAUUUGUUUCAUCACCAAGGCUGUUCAUAUAGAGUUGGCAUCUGACAUGACCACUAAUACAUUCUUAGCAUGUUUAAGACGCUUUAUUUCACGUAGAAAUAAACCCACAAAGAUUUAUUGUGAUAAUGGGUCCUAUUAUAAGGGCGCAAAUAAUGUUUUAAAAGAGUUGUAUAACUUACUGAAUUCCACAAACCAUCAAGAUACAAUAGUUAAUUAUUGUAAUUCAGAAAGAAUAUCUUUCCAUUUUAUACCAUCUUACUCACCUGUGUUUGGCGGUUUGUGGGAAGCAGGAAUAAAAAGUAUUAAGUAUCAUAAUGAAAUGUGUAAUAGGAGAAACUGUGUUGACCUAUGAGGAGUUGUAUACGGUUAUAGUCCAAAUUGAGGCUAUCUUGAAUUCACGACCCUUGACGCCUAUGUCAAGAGAUCCUAAUGACAUGUCAUAUUUAUCCCCUGGACAUUUCCUCACUGGUUCGCCACUGACUUCCUAUCCAGAAUUGCGUAUUGUUGAUGAAAAUGUUGGUAGAUUGAGCUUUUGGAAAAGAUGUACUCAAAUGCAACAGCAUUUUUGGCAACAAUGGCACAAACAAUAUCUUGUAAUGAUGCAAAAUAGGCCCAAAUGGAAAAACCAAAUGCCUAAUUUAGAAAAGGGAACAAUGGUUCUCGUUAAGGGUGAUAAUGUAUCUCCUUUAAAUUGGCCAGUGGGCAGAAUUGUAGAUGUGAUGCCUGGCAAGGAUGGUAAGGUUCGAGCCCUAGAUGUAAAAACUAGUAAAGGUUCCAUCAUGAGAACUUCUGUUACAAAAGUAUGUCCCUUUCCUAUAGAUUAUACUUAAAUAAUUUUGUUUUCUUUUUAUAAAAGGUAUUACUUAAAGCCUUAAUUCUCUUUAAAUUUUUGUUAGCGAGUAAGUUUUUAUUUCUUUUACAUAAUAAUGUUUAACUUGAAGACUUAGAGUAUUCUACUAGGGUUUAUUUUUAUGUGCUCAAUCACCUAAAUAAUUUUAGUUUUGAUUUGGGACAAAUGUGUUAAGAGUUUGAGUUCUCUUUUAAGUUUUAUUUUACAUACUUAACUAAGUAUUUUUGUUUCUUUUAUAUGUAACUUAACUUCAAUUCUGAUAAGUUUUAAUUUAGAGAUUAGUUUAUAAUAUUUUGCCUAAGGCCCCAAUAUGUUCAGACCACGAACAAAAUAUAAAAAUAUCUAUGGUUUUGUUACUAUUAAAAAGGUAGUGUCAUAGACAAAUAGUUGACUUCCUUCUUAGCAUCAAAAAUGGAUGCAUACAUAUUUCAUAUUUUCUUGUGUUAAAUUAAUUAAUUCAACGAAUAUUAAAAACAUGUUGAUUUAUAAAACAUUAAUAAUAAAAGUGUAAAAUGUGAAUUAGUGAAAAACCAAUAAACUUUAAAAUAUUUCUUUA